AUGAUACUGCUGUACGAGCUGCAAAAGCGGCUGGCCAACUUAAGACCAACCACUACAGUCGUGACCACUCCCACCGGCGCACGCUUUAUUGAGCGGAGGUCCUCCGGCAGCGAGGAUGUCACAUCCUCCUCGCAGCAGAUGGAGCCGCGUCAAUACGGUUUUGUAGUGGAUACGAAGCCCGACGCUGUGCCCGCCUGCAUUCUGAGCGACUUUCUGUACCUGGGUUCCCAGGACGCAGUCUGCGCGGAAAAUGUUGUGAAGUACAGGAUAACUCAUAUUCUAAGCAUCGGCAUACAGACGCCGGAUGUGGAGUGGCCGACUCCAGUGAAAUGUAAGUACUUGCCCUGCUUGGAUUUGCCGGAAACCGACCUGACGCACUACGUCUUGCCCGUGUCCCUUGAUUUUAUCGACGAGGCCCGCCGGUCGCAGGGUUGCGUGCUCGUGCACUGCAACGCCGGCGUUUCGCGGUCCGCCUCAGUGGUCAUCGGCUAUUUAAUGCAUCGCCGGGACAUGAGCUACGAGGAUGCGUACAAUCUGGUUAAAUCUUGGAGGCCAAGCAUUCAGCCCAAUGCGGGAUUCAUGCAGCAGCUAAAGGUCUCCGCUAAAACCUAGGUAGCUUUAGACAUUGCAGUAAGCAGCUUGAUUUGGUGUCCAGCUUUUCUAGCAUCGUAAGCCACACUUGUUGUACAAUACAACGCCCUUAGGCCACGAAACACUUCAGUGUUAAACAUA
Molecule: messenger RNA, 732 nt
Organism: Drosophila biarmipes
Lineage: Eukaryota; Metazoa; Arthropoda; Insecta; Diptera; Drosophilidae
Gene: Mkp
Product: dual specificity protein phosphatase 19
Exons: 1
Coding region: 1-612 (203 amino acids)
Biological process (GO): regulation of MAP kinase activity; protein dephosphorylation
Cellular component (GO): cytoplasm
Molecular function (GO): JUN kinase phosphatase activity
Source: RefSeq, a predicted model, not a curated record